AUUCUCAAUACGAGAUAAUUCACCUGCAGUAACAUGAAGAACAUAAUAAUAUUGACUUUUUUAAUUGUGUUGAUUGUGCAGGUUCAAUGUCAAGGUGGUGCUUGUGGUCCAAAUGCAGAAUUUGUUCAAUGCAAAUCUUGUUGUGAGGAAGCAACCUGUGAACGUAGAAAUCCACCAUCAUGUAAUAUUUGUCCUAUGGUGUGCAAUUCGGGUUGUGUUUGUAAACAAGGAUACAUCAGACAGAGAAAGGAUGGACCUUGCGUAAAAAAUUGUUGAAAACUUAAUAUAAAUAUCAAUUGUAGUUUAACUAAAAUGUGAAUUAAUUUAUUUUGACCGUGAUAAAUAAAGAAUCGGUUUUUU
Molecule: messenger RNA, 360 nt
Organism: Diabrotica balteata
Lineage: Eukaryota; Metazoa; Arthropoda; Insecta; Coleoptera; Chrysomelidae
Source: the annotation of a GenBank genome assembly